AUGACUCGGAGUGGGGCAGAGGGACUAGCAGCCACCGGGACGAGUGAGGAGUGCGUCGGUGGGCCGAGUAGCACACGCGUCUCAAUGUCGUUUUUUUUGAGGGAAUUCUCGUCAGUGCGUGUGUGUAAGUACUGUUUUUGCGCAUCUCAACAGGUCAUGAGUGUGCAUUACCCGGCCAAGUUUACCAGUUUGCGCGCGUCCGGAAAUGUAAUUAUGGCAAAGCACACGGCAGUCUCCUCUUCAGCAUACUUUGCUGGUAGCGCUCGUUGCUCCACCUUGUGCCUCGCGGUCCCGGCAAAGCUUCGCGUGUUGGAAAGAACGUCAUCUCUUUGUGUUUCGCAUGAUGCACCAGGACGACGCCAGAUCACAUCACAGACACGGAUCCUCUCUUCAAGAACAUUCUCGUCGGCAACAACCCCCCAACUCACUGAAGCGCUGUCGCACUUCGAUCCGAAUGAGCGGCAAAAAGCCCUCCUUGCACUCGGCUUCGACACGACUGCAACCUCGAGGAAAAACGCACCGCCCUCCUCCGCCGCCGACGACACCCUCCGCACCGACACAGAUCUCCUCCUUACCAAGCUGGACAAGUGUAACGACUUGCUGCAGAAGAACAAAAAACGCCGCGUCUCUCUCCGCCAUUCGCCCGUCUUCAAGCAGUACGGGUCGAUGGGCACGCUGGCGACCUUUGGUGGCAGUCUCUUGUUCAUCCCCGCGAGCUUUUUCAGCGGCGUUUUUCUCUUCCCGGCAGCCUACUGCUGGUACCAGAACUGGAAGCAAUGGAAGAAAACUGACGAGAGAACGACGGUGACCACGACAGAAAUGGAGGACUUGGAAGAUUGGAGCAAAAAGUUGGAAGACCGGAAAAAGGACUUGAUUAAAGCUGUAGCAGAGGAGCUGAUGCAGGGAAAAAAAGCCGAGGCCGGAAAGUUUGCUGUCGAUGACUCUGGUUCUGGUUCGUUUCACGACUCCUGCACCAAGAGAAGUACCCAAAGCACUGAGACCGAAAACUCCCCUGCUGCUGCUACUGCCAUUGGGGCGCCUGCGACAGGCUGACUCUAGAGUUGCCUGCUUGCUUCUCCAUCAUCUACAACUUACUGAUACCUCCUACUUUCAGCAGCUCUCCAUGCAC
Amoebophrya sp. A120 is the source of this 1129-nucleotide messenger RNA. The record is from the annotation of a GenBank genome assembly. NCBI's taxonomy places the organism in Eukaryota, Dinophyceae, Syndiniales, Amoebophryaceae.